UCUGCGCACGCGCAUGGCUGCCCCGGGGCACGCCGGUCACACACCGAACCCCGCGGGUCGGCGGCGCGGUUGCCAUGGCAGCGGGGUCGCGGGCUGGCGCGUGGGAAGCCCCCGAGGCUGCUGGCUGCCAGGGAUGCCCGUGGAGCCCCAGACCCGGACGCCCGAGCCCACAGCGCUGAGGGGCGACUGGGCAGCGCCGCCACCAUGUUCCUGAGCACCGGGGAGCCAGCCUCGGAGACGGGAGAUGACAGUCUGUCUGCAGUCACCUUUGACUCUGACUUGGAGAAGAGAGCAAAAAGGAAAGCUUUCCACAAACCUCCACCCACAUCGCCAAAGUCACCUUACCUCUCUAAGCCGAGGAAAGUGGCCUCCUGGAGGUCCCUCAGGACAACAGGGAGCAUGCCUCUGAGCGGUCGAGCGUCCCUGACCCCGCAGAAGCUGUGGCCAGGAACUGCAAAACCAGGAAAUCUGACCCCAGCCCUGAACUCGCACCUCACCUGGGAGCAUGCGUGGACCAGCACCCCCGGCAGCACUUCUGACUAUCUGACAGAUGCCUUAAGAGUGAAGAGGCCACAUCUCAGGUGCUCUGCCAGCCAGGGUCAUGUCCCUGGGACUCCUGUCUACAGGGAGAAAGAAGAUAUGUAUGAUGAGAUUAUUGAGUUAAAGAAGACAUUGCACGUGCAGAAAAGUGACGUGGACCUGAUGAGAACGAAGCUCCGGCGCCUGGAAGAGGAAAACAGCAGGAAGGACCGGCAGAUAGAGCAGCUUCUGGAUCCCAGCCGAGGCACAGAUUUUGUUCGGACUCUGGCAGAGAAAAGGCCCGAUGCCAGUUGGGUCAUUAAUGGGCUGAAGCAGAGGAUCCUGAAGCUGGAGCAGCAGUGCAAGGAGAAGGAUGGCACUAUCAGCAAACUCCAGACCGAUAUGAAGACAACCAACUUGGAAGAGAUGCGAAUCACCAUGGAGACGUACUAUGAGGAGAUACAUCGUCUCCAGACUCUCUUGGCAAGUUCUGAAACCACUGGAAAGAAGCCCCUGGGGGAGAAGAAGACGGGCGCCAAAAGGCAAAAAAAGGUGGGCAAUACCCUCCUGAGCUUGUCCCGGAGCGUCCAGGAGCUCACGGAGGAGAACCAGAGCCUGAAGGAGGACCUGGACCGAGUGCUGAGCACCUCCCCCAGCAUCUCCAGGACGCAGGGUUACGUGGAGUGGAGCAAGCCCCGGCUGCUGAGGCGCAUUGUGGAGUUGGAGAAGAAACUAAGUGUGAUGGAGAGCUCAGAAUCACACGCCGCAGAGCCAGUCAGAUCACACUUGCCAGCCCGCCCUGCAUCCAGCUCUGCACUGCACAGACAGCCACGAGAGGACCGCCACGAGGACCACGAGCGUCUCCGAGGGGCUGUGAGAGACCUGAAGGAAGAGCGGACCGCCCUGCAGGAGCAGCUGCUGCAGAGAGAUUUGGAAGUGAAACAGCUCCUGCAGACGAAGGCCGACCUGGAGAAGGAGCUGGAGUGUGCCAGGGAGGGCGAGGAGGAGAGGAGAGAGCGAGAGGAGGCUUUGAGGGAGGAGAUUCAGACACUUACCAGCAAGCUCCAAGAACUGCAAAAAAAGAAAGAAGAGCAGGAGGCUUGCCAGGAAGUUCCUCGUAAGGCUCAAGAGAUCCCAGCUCCCAUUCCCAGCCCCCGGCGCUUGGAGCAAGACUGGCCGCUGGAUUCCAGUAAGGAGGGGCUCCUACUGCCCCACUCUCAGUGCUCCGAUGGGAGAAGAGACGCUGCUGCCAGGGUCCUGCAGGCCCAGUGGAAGAUGUACAAGCACAAGAAAAAAAAGGCUGUUCUGGAUGAGGCGGCUGUGGUGCUUCAGGCAGCUUUCAGGGGACAUCUGGUGCGGACAAAGCUCUUAGCAAGCAAAGCACGUGGCUCAGAGGCGCCCAGUGUGCCAGGCCUCCCAGACCAGGGCUUUCCCGUGCCCCAUGUUGCGAGCUCCAUCGCCCAGGCCGACGGCAGCCCUGCACAGGAGGCCAUCGUCAUCAUCCAGUCCGCUCUUCGGGCACACCUGGCCCGGGCCAGCUACAGCGCUACCAGUAAAAGAACCACCACAUCAGCUUCUGCUAAGAGGAGAUCAGCUUCAGCUACACACGGGGACGCCUCCUUGCCACCCUUCCUGGCAGCUCCUCCUGGAAAUUGGGGAACAAAAAGGAAACUGGAAGCAGAGAACCCGUGUGGCUCAACGGCAGCACGCGAGCUAAGGCCAGCCUUCCAGCGGCAGAGAUGCACUUGCUUUUCCGAGGAAACUGGGCCUUUGAUGGAUGCGGGGCUCUUCCUGCUCAGUCGCCACAACAACUCAUCCCUAGUCUUAACAGUCACAUUACCAAGUUUGCCAUUAGCAAGAGGAAUUAAGAGUGAAUGUGAGUCACUGCACCUAACCUUUCAUCCUCCGGACAACGAUUCAGACUGCACCUUACCAAGGGAUUUCGAGAGAAUGCUUCCGAAAACCAGCUUCAGGAAACUGGAGCAAACACGUUCAUAUCCAGGCUCUCUCACUCACAGUGCUGGGUGACCCUGAGAGUUCCUGAACCUCUUCAAACCCCUAUUUCCUCAGUUGUAAAAUAGCACUAAAAAUACUUCCUCUAUCUCCCACCAGGGAUUGGUAUAAUAAGCAAAAGCAACCAUGGAAGAACUUCGAAAACUAAACCUACAUAGGCACUAAUAGCACUAGCUAAGGAUUU
Molecule: messenger RNA, 2716 nt
Organism: Saimiri boliviensis boliviensis (Bolivian squirrel monkey)
Lineage: Eukaryota; Metazoa; Chordata; Mammalia; Primates; Cebidae
Source: RefSeq, a predicted model, not a curated record